AACGAGUGUCAGUUUUACUUCGUACGAAGAACGUACGGAAUCAACAAGUGCGUCAUCGCAGACGAAACAAUACGCAAAGAAUACUCGAGAGCCAUUUGUCACCGAGAAAACGACAAAUUUUCCUACGCCGUCGAUGAACAGUCUCGUCAAUGAUUUCACAACCGAAAAAUCCACAGUCGGCGAAACGACCGAGAAAGCCGAACAGUUCUCGAUUCCCAGUGAUCAUAAAUCGAACAAAGAAAAUCAUUUUUCGAGUCUUGACGAAACUAACCUAAAAAAUUUUACGGAAUUGGAUUCUGACAACGUGAUUGAUACUUACGACGAUGUUUUCGCUAAUCCCAGUAAACAACAGACGCAUGUGGACCUCGAAGCCACUGAAGACCCUCCGUGCAAGUUGAUCGAACCAUCUCCGACGUCCUACACUUCAAAUUUUCCGUUGAGUAAUGCGAAAUCGGUUGAUAACGAACUUACUACAACUGUCGGUACAACGACGGAACCACCGAAAGCAGACACGAGUGACAUUCACGUGGAAGGCCUGAAUGUGGAAGACACGUAUCAACCGGAUUCGUUGACCGUUUCGUGGAAGAAGCCCAACAGUUCGUUGGAUGGAAUUUAUUAUCGAGUGCGAUGGGAAUUGGACACCACCAAGAGCGCAUGUAAAGUUGAAACGAAAGCGGAAACGUACAAAAUAAUUUUGCCUCGUCUGAAGCCCUGUAGGACUUACGAAGUAACAGUAACUCCGUACAUCGGAAAUGAUACCGGAGAUGGCAGAGUGGGCAGAGGGACGACUGGAUUCAAUGUCAGCAACGAUGCUUUGGACUUUAAAAUACUAAAUAAAACAGACAAUUCACUGAAGAUAAGCUGGAGCAUGCCAGGCACCGAUUGUGUGGCUAAUUAUUUAAUCAACGUCUGUCACAACGACGAUUGUUUCCCCGAGGCUAACACGACUACAACGACGUUUACGAAGGAAGAUUUAAAUCCUUGCUGGAAUUAUUCCUUCAAUUUGACCGUAUUUGGUCCGAGGGGUCCUUAUGGCUCUGCGAGUGUGAACGACACAACGGAAUUUGUCACUCCUGGCCAACCUUCACCGCCGACUAUAGACUCAGGAAAUCACACGCUCAAUGUCACCUGGAACCAAACCAUUGGCCACACGUGCGUCGAUCAUUAUCGUGUCAGCUGGAUUCGCAACCACGUGAAUGAAACUAAAAAAACCAAUGAGACUUCGAUCAUUCUACGGGGUUUGGAGGCUUGCGCUGUUUAUGAAAUUGUCAUAUCGGCGGUUUGGCAUGGCGGCGAAAGCGAAGAGCGGCGUGCCUAUUCCAACGCGACAGCUCCCGAUGUAACCGAUGCACCAGUGCCAUUCGAAAAACCGUCGGCUGGAAAUGACACGAUAUCGAUCUGGUGGAGGAUCCCCACGAACGAGUCCAACAACUGUCAUUCAAUGACUCUGAUCGUCUUGUGCACCGUCAAUAAAACUCUUGGUCAAGGUUACGAUUCUCACGAAGCUAGUCAAUACUUCACUAUAGAACAUGGAAUCGUAAAUGCAAAGAAAUACACUACUGUUGGCAAUGUCGGUCCAUAUACGAGAUACAUAUGUCACGGUGCCACUCUUAACGCUGGAGGUCGAAGUCGAGAGAUCAGUUCACCUGUCACAGUAACGACUUUACAAAGUGUUCCAACCGCUCCAAUUUUGAAGCCGGCAGAGGAGACGACUAUCACGAAUACAAGCAUCGAAUUGAAGUGGGAUAAGCCAAAGAUAGUGCCUGGAGUACUGACGCGUUUCAUAAUCGCUAUAAUCAGACAUUAUACUAUACUGCAUAGUCCGGCCGGGUGCGUCGAGCCCACUGACAGCGUCGAGAACAUAACGAUCGACGAUGGUAAUGCAACGAGUCAUCUGCUGGAUGCAGUGCCAAUGACGCUUUACAGGAUAAGAAUGUACGCUGCAACCGAGGCUGGUUUCGGAAGCCCGAGUGCGUCCGAAGAAUCGUACACGACGCCGGCUGGAGCUCCGAGUCAAGUGACAAACGUAACAUACAUGAUAAGCAGUACUCCGGAUCCGAAUUUACUUGACGUUACAAUUAUGUGGGGCCCACCUUGUCUCGCAAACUCCAAAGUUAUUGAACAUUAUCAAGUCAUCGGAACUGGCAGACGAGAGGGUUUCGAAGAGCACACUUUCAACUACACUGCCUAUCAAACGACGAACUGUGUCAACAAUUCCUGUGCUCUUAUGAUAGACAGUUUGAAAGAGGAAUUCACUUACGACGUUGAAAUUGCGACUAAAGUGGCAGAUUACGAUUAUCUUGGUGAUGUUUCUCAGUUGACGAUCCCUUUCCCCGCUGGAAUUCCGCCACAACCGAACGAGAAUUACACUCGUUUGAUAAGCAUCGAUCCCUUGAAAGCUCGAAGAUCAACAACGACGGCAACAGUCUUGUUACCAAUAUUUCCCAACACAGGUGGAACGAUACAAUGCUACGCAAUUAUAGUUGCGAAACGCAAGUUCAACGAUAACGAAACCUUUGGAAGGUUUGAUGAACCUUCCAACUGUGAGAACGCUUUGCAACCUCACAUUGCAACGUGGUCUGAAUCGAAACGCGAACAUUUCACGAUUCCAUAUCAAGCAGUCAAAUUCGGGGCUGACUGUUAUUUCUCAUAUGUGGCCGAUUACGGAAGUCUGAAGGCGGUGAAAUUCGUUCUCGGCGAGGACACGGAAACCUGUCCGGAAAUAUCAUCGAACCAGGAAGAGCGUUCUUACUGCAACGGGCCUCUUGAUCCAGACACGUGGUACGACGUUCGAAUGCGAGCAUUCACGAGUGGUGGAUACAGAGACUCUGUCAUUUUCACGGUUAAAACGGAUGCCGAGCUCCAAGUAGGACUGGUAAUUGGUACGAUAUUUGGAAUACUCUUUCUUGGAAUUCUCACAACAAUGAUGCUCCUCGUACGAAAAUGUUCGUUGCAAGUAGUGCUGCGUAGAUUCUUACAUUCCGAUAUGACCGGAUCCCCCGUACCAGCCCCAUUCACCAGACGAAAAUUCAUCGCUCACUGCCAACAGUUGGCUGAUAAUCCAGGAAAGCUCAGCAACGAAUAUCAGUUGCUACAGACACUCAGUGUUGAUCUUCAAAUGCCCACGAACGCGGCGUGCUUGCAAGCCAACAGAAAAAAAAAUCGAUACACUGAUAUCUUGCCAUAUGAUUUUUCGAGGGUCAAACUCGAAGUGAUCGACAAUGAUCCAAAUACAGAUUAUAUAAACGCGUCUUUCAUAAAGGGAUUUUCGGGCGACGAAGAUUAUAUCGCUUGCCAAGGUCCCAAGGAAGAAACAACUUACGAUUUUUGGCGGAUGAUAGACCAGUACGACGUCAAAAUAAUUGUUAUGUUGACUCAGCUCGUGGAGAAAAAUAAGGAGAAAUGUCACCAAUAUUUUCCCACUAUCAGGGAAACGUUUACCUAUGAAAACAUGGCGAUAAGAUGUACUUCCGAAUUGGAUUAUAAAACAUACACGCAAAGAACACUCAUUCUCCAAAAAGAAAACGAGAAGAGAACAAUAAUUCAUUUGCAUUUCAAAGAUUGGCCGGAUCACGAUGUACCUGAGGAUUUCGAUCCGAUGAUUAAUUUUUGUCAAAUAAUGCGUCGCCACAUGGGAGUGAAUCGUGGCCUCGUCGUCGUACAUUGCAGUGCUGGCAUCGGUAGAACAGGCACUUUGAUAGCUAUAGAUAUAUUGUUGCAACACAUCAAAGAAAACCGAAAACUCGAUGUUUUCGGUACAGUCUACAGGCUACGGCACCAUCGGAUAAACAUGGUUCAACGAGAAAGCCAAUACGCGUAUAUUUAUAAUUGCAUAAAACAAGUACUUAAAAAUCCCUACUUCUCGAAGACUUACAAACCUCCGUCCGUCGAUCCAAUAUUUGACAACAACUCUCACAAAAAGAAAGAAACAUCAGAUUCUAACACGAAUCUAGUCAGCAGUCUCGAAACUCUAAAAAAAAGCAGCUUUUCAACAUCAGUGGAGUCCGCCGAUCCUAUUCAUACACCAUCCUCAAAACUGGCGUCUCGGACGUGUUAUCCGUUUAAUGGCCUCAGAUGUGCGAAAUCAACGAGUGCCAUUGACACGCGGCCUUGCCCAAAACUUAUCGGUCGAUCCAAUACACACGAUCAUCCCAUAUACGAUAUCAGCAUCGAUUCACCGGAGGUGAAAAGUAGCGACAUCAGUUUCGACAUUACCGAAUCGGAAGGCUCGACGACGUCUUUAUACGAAAACAUGCAACCGUUGUUACGUUCGAAAUCAACUCACGCAUUCGGACGGGGAGAAGAUUCGUGCGUUAUUCAAAACUUGCUCGAGCACGACACUUCGUUAUGAAAAAAAAAGAAGUAACACAUUUUUUGAGGAUGGGGUGUAUUAAUUUUGUUCAACUAUCAGAGAGGCGUGUGAUAAAUACCUUCUCACCUGAAAAAACCAUCAAUUUACAAAAGAAAACCGCAAGACCAAAGCAGUUGAAACGCAGUUCAAAAUAGUGUCCUAAAAAUAAGUCAUUUCCAUAAGCAUCACCUCGCAUAAGAUUGUACAUAAAUUCAAUAUUGUUUAAGCAAUCAUUGACAUUGUUAUUUACAUUCUUUCAAUCGCAUCGAUGUUUUCACUAAAUCAAAAGUGUAAAUAGGAAACAUUCGUUAGGAUAAGAAAAAUUUAAUAUUGCCAAUGGAUUUUUGACAAACCAAAUGAAAUAAUGUAAAUAACUUUGUGUCAUUUACUCUUGUAUAAAUAUACAACGGUCGUUAAU
Molecule: messenger RNA, 4769 nt
Organism: Venturia canescens
Lineage: Eukaryota; Metazoa; Arthropoda; Insecta; Hymenoptera; Ichneumonidae
Gene: Ptp52F
Product: Protein tyrosine phosphatase 52F
Exons: 21
Coding region: 134-4351 (1405 amino acids)
Biological process (GO): protein dephosphorylation
Molecular function (GO): protein tyrosine phosphatase activity; protein binding
Source: RefSeq, a predicted model, not a curated record